Molecule: messenger RNA, 609 nt
Organism: Kwoniella botswanensis
Lineage: Eukaryota; Fungi; Basidiomycota; Tremellomycetes; Tremellales; Cryptococcaceae
Exons: 3
Coding region: 1-609 (202 amino acids)
Molecular function (GO): protein binding
Source: RefSeq, a predicted model, not a curated record
AUGUCAAAGCCAACGCCCGUGACUGAGGAUAUCGAAGAGGUCUUACUGUCCGCUCGAUAUGGCGAAGUGGACGAGUUGAAAGAAUUCGUAGAGAAGUUCGGAGCUGGACCGUUAGCUGAAGCAAGGGGUGAGAGGGGGAAUACGGUGUUGCAUAUGUGUUGUGGAAAUGGUCACAUCGAUGUCCUGAACUACCUUCUUCCUCUCGUUCCCAAAGAACUCUUGUCGCGCACAAACGAAGCUGGAUCGCCACCCCUUCACUGGGCAGUAUCGAAUAACCACGUAGCCUGUGUCAAAGCUCUGGUAGAAUUAUCAGAAGAACAAGGAGGCGGAUUACCAUUACUCAAGCAAACAAACGCUAACAAUCGAGAUGCAUUUGCCGAAUCGAUAUUUGCUGGAGAGGGUAAAGAGGAAGUAUCAGGGUGGAUCGAAGGGUACCUAUACAAAGUCGAAGGUGGAGAUGACGAAGAAGAACCAACAAAAGAUGCUCAAGUGGAAGAAGGAGAAGGAGAAGUGAAAGUGAUCGAGGGUGAUGAUAUGGUGAGAGAGGAAGCUGAGAAGGUGGAUGAGUUAGUAGACAAGACCGAAGGUGUGGAGAUCAGGGAGAAUUAG